UUCUCUUGAAAUAUCUUUUAGUAUUAUGCUAUUAGGACUCUCUAAGAAAUUCUAAGACGCAUAAUUUUUACCUUAAAAUUUAGAAUUCUGACGAAGAAAAAUUUAAAGACAGAAUAAAGCAAGCUGUGCAAGCUCAUCUAAAUGGAACUGAAGCUAUAAAGCAGCAAAACUUCACAUUCCAAGGUUUUGGGAAAUAUUCCUUCCUUGAUGGCCAGAUUUAUUCCAGUGAUGAUUCAUGCAUCAACCAUAAAAGCAGUAGCAUUGAUCAGGGUACCGGUAUAAUAGAGGUGAUUGUAAAAGAUGUCAUGACCAUCCUCUCAGAGAAACUCCAGAAAAAUAAAAACACAGAGCAGUCUAAUUUUAAGCAUAAACUAAAAAGGUUCAGGAAUAAAGCAAUCCAUAAAUGAAAGUUCUCUACUGAGCUGGCAUCUCCUCGAAAAUAACGAGUUUGAGCAAGAAAAUGACAAGCUUAAAGCCCAAAUCUCUCAAUUAAAAGAGACUCUUACUAAGAUCAGGAAGGAUUAUAUCAAGGAAAUAAUGCAAUAUGAGAGCCGAUCUGAUCCUAAAUAAUCACAUCAGAGAAGCAAAGUCUUCAUUAUCACAGCCUAAUAGAUACAUUGACAUUAAUGACCUAAUUGAUGAGGAUAGCAAGAAGAUCCUCUCCCAUAAAAUUUCUGAAAUAAAAUCUCAAUGUGAUAAGUCUAUUAAUGACCACCUGAAAUAUGAAAGAACGCUGAUCCAGCAGAUCGUCAAACUUAAAAAUUCAGAGAAUGCCUACGAAAGACUGACUAAAAUUCCCAAAGAAGAGGUAGAAAAGGUCUAUAGUGCUAUUCUGAAGAAUCCCACAGGAAUUCCUGUAGCACAAAGUGCUAACCAAGAUAGAAAUAUAGCAUCUGAUGAGCCAAAUAGCCCAACUAGCCACCAAGUCUUAGGCAAAGUACAUCAAGAAAUGCAAGAAAAGUUUAAAAACCUAAAAGAUUACUAUGAGAAAGAGAUAAAAGCUCUCAGAAAGGAACUAGAUGAAGCCAAGUGGAAGUAUGACACUGAAAAAUCUAAGUGGGAAAACCAAGCAGAAGAGUCAACCAAAGAAGCAAUGAAGCUGUUCCAGAAAGAAGAGAAGGAAGUCCUUCAGUCCUUACUUGAUAAAUAGCUCAGAGGAUCCAGAAGGAAUUGACUUAACAGAAAUCUUAAAGCAAGAGCUCAAAUGUGCAAAAUAUGAUCUUGCGGUUGAAAAGGAAACCCAUAGGUUGCAUAACCUCCAACUUGAAGAAAAUAAGUCAAAGCUUACUAUGAAGGAAGAGGAGCACAACAGAUUUAAGGAAGAAGUCAGGUUUAAUGAGAAAGAAAAUGUUCAUCUAAAACAAUACAAAGAAGAAGCUGAGUCCAUCAUCAAUAAUUUGUCUAAAAAGAUAGUGAAACUAGAGAAUGACCUUGCUUACGUCAAAGGAGAUCCUUCAUCAAUAGAUAUUAAUACUUUUCUUGACGGAAUGGGGCUAAACUCGCAGCAAAAUCCAGCUAGUGAUUUAGCUAAUAAUAGUCCUCUAGAUGUAAGCUUCAUUCAAAGGGAGGCAUCAAUAAAAUGUAUUGAAAAGAUCCAAAGAAUAAAGCGGAGAUUCCAUAACCAAGGAUGCAUCACUGACAUGAAAGACAUAAACAAGCAUUUAGUAGCGAUAGAGGAGAAGGAGUACCAAGAGUACCGGAAAGACAAGAAAUUAAGAAAGGAAUCUCCUGUCAGAACCCCAUCCUCAUCAAUGAGUGAGUCUGGUAGCAGCAAUGAUAGUAUUAUCAAGCUCAGGAGGAUGGAGAUGAGUAAUUUACUCUUGAAAAGAAAGAUGACUAAAGUAAUCCAGGAUAUCCCAAUGAUCACUAAAGGAACAAUGACUGAGAAAAUCUUUGCUAAUGAAGAUUUGGAUCGGAGAAGUGAGAGAAGUCAUAGCACAAAGAAAAUCAUUGAGCUGACCAAGCGUAACAACAGUAACUAUGAAGAAGAUUCUGAAAUCGAUGAGAAAUACCUCAAGCCUAUUUCUGACCGUAAAAGUAUUGAAGAAAGAGAGUCUAAAGACCGUAAGGAUGAGAGUAAAAUCAAUAAGAGUAUUGGAGAUUCAUUUGAAACUAUUAAGAAUGUACCAGAAAAUCAAGAUCAACCAAAUCUUUCAGUUCAUAUAAUAAAGAACAAAUUGAGCAAUAAUGAAGUGAUAAAAGAAGGAAUUUUAGAACAUCCCAGCAAAAUUCAUGCUGGCAGCCAAGCUAUCGCAAGGGAUACCAUGAUAAAACUCCCAACGGAACAUUUUACUGAGCAUAAUGAUUCUGCAGACUUCCCCAAAAUUAUCCUCAAGCAGUCAUAUAUUUGUAAAGAAUGUCGUAAGAUCGAGACCAAGAGAAGUCUUUCUGAAAAUGAGGCCAAAUCUGUAAGGAAUUCAUACAAAAAUUUAUUGUUCGACACCCAAGGAGAAUCCAUCGGAAUCCAAGUUGGAAAGCCUUAUUUUAUCAAGAUUCAAGAAAGAAUGAUGAAGAAAGGCAGAGAAAUGCUUCAGAGACACAGAGAAAAUCUUGAGAUGAGAUCAACGAAAGGGUUCAAACAUAUUAAUCAAAAUUCCAGAAACAUUCAUGACCUCCCUACUAGUCUCACAGAUAACCUCAAGGGGCUCAGUCUCACAGGGCUAAGAUACAAUGAUCAACCACUUGACAAACUAAUGACUUUUAAUAAGCCAUUAACAUAUGGAAAUAAUGAUGAUCUUAACCUCUCAGAAGGCAAGGAUUCUUCUAACCCAUCUAGACAGGAGCCAAAUAAAAGUUUUCAUAAAGGGCAAUGAUGAACUUAAUAUCACUAGAGAUAAAUUCAAAAUAGAUCUGCCGAACAAAUCC
Messenger RNA from Moneuplotes crassus, 2865 nucleotides. The record is from the annotation of a GenBank genome assembly. Lineage: Eukaryota; Ciliophora; Spirotrichea; Euplotida; Euplotidae.